Molecule: messenger RNA, 1176 nt
Organism: Paracoccidioides brasiliensis Pb18
Exons: 4
Coding region: 1-1176 (391 amino acids)
Source: RefSeq, a predicted model, not a curated record
AUGGCAGAAUGGGCGUUCAAGAGUUCCAAUAUUGGACGCCCUGAAAUGCCCAAUCAGCAAGCUGGGCUGAUUACAGCCCCUACAGUGAGGCCAGUCCGCCUACGUCAUGUCGAAUAUGCUGAUCUGACACCUUCAGAAGAUGGGGUGGAGACGCCUGCAGCAACCUCUAACCUGCUGCCGGCAAUCAACUCCGAAGAAUUGCAACUGAGGAGAUUUGAUCUCAAAUGUCAAAAAAUUGAUUUAGAACUUCAAAAAGAGAGGUGCAAAGAAUUGCAGCUUCAACUUCAAUUGGAGGGGCUCCGCACUCAGAAUGACAGGGCCGUGAUGCCCACAAAUCCGCCGGUGGGUCGACUGUCAGCAUGGGAUCUGAACUUGAGGUCUCAAAUGCAAUAUAACCUCUACAACCCGGAUAGCCGCGUCGGCAAGGUGAUCAGCCAGUUCAAACAGGAUACUAAGUAUGCCACCAAGCUGAAUGCUCUGGUCAGAUCUUUGAAUUACCUCUCCUGGCAUGUGAAUAUGAAGGCCAAGCUAAUUGACGCUCAAUGCUGGGUUAUAUUGGAGGACAAGCAAGUCAAAAGCCCUGAUGGGGACCCCAAAUGGGCUCCUUUUUGGGAGGCCAAAAAUCGCUGGCUUUAUGUGUUCAUUUUGAACCCGUUGGCAGCCAGCAUUAGGCCCUGUUUUAAUAAUGGGGCUGGAUGUCAUAUUGCAUAUGAUCAAUUGCAAUUUUCUCAAAUAACAGAGGUUAGCAGCUCUACAAUUCAAGUGGCCAAUAAGGCUGCUUUGAAGGUUCAAGGGAUCAGAGUGCCAGACUUAUCCACCAACCUCAUAUCUGCUGGCCUAUUGGAGUGCCAGGGCUAUAUUCACCAUGAUCUGCAGAUGGACACUGGAAAUUACUUUGAGAUAAUAGCAUCUAUAGAAAAUGACAUCUUCUAUGUGAAUUUGAAUUCCAAUAAUAUAUAUGUUCUAUCUGACACCCCCUCUAUGUUUGAGGGUAAUAUGAAUGAUCUGGAGCUUGAACCACUGGCAUACUUGACAGUUCUGAAGUUCAGAGCAAUUUCAACAGAUUAUGAUCUGAACACUGCAUCACUGGGUCUUUUCAACCAUGAUGAUGUGGAGCAGCUAAUUAAUCUGAAGGAUCUGGAUAUCAAUACCUUCAUUGUGUUCCCAUCAAUCUGA